Ostreococcus lucimarinus CCE9901 is the source of this 684-nucleotide messenger RNA. RefSeq lists its product with no specific name. The transcript has a single exon. The annotation marks the transcript as partial. The record is from RefSeq and is a predicted model, not a curated record. Gene Ontology annotation, molecular function: nucleic acid binding. Gene Ontology annotation, biological process: nuclear-transcribed mRNA poly(A) tail shortening. Gene Ontology annotation, cellular component: PAN complex; P-body. NCBI's taxonomy places the organism in Eukaryota, Viridiplantae, Chlorophyta, Mamiellophyceae, Mamiellales, Bathycoccaceae.
GAUACGCCCGGUCCGGGAGUCUUGCUCGGCAUCGACGCCGAGUUUGUCUCGCUCGCGCCGCCGAUCAUGUCCACUCGCGACGACGGCACCGAGUAUGAAUCGGUGCCCGCACGGCUUGGAUUGGCGCGUGUUUCAGUCGUGCGCGGUCACGGGGAUAAAAAGUUGACGCCUAUAAUCGACGACUACAUUCGCGCGGUCGAGCCCGUGCACGAUUACUUGACGCGAUUCAGUGGUUUGGUACCAGGCGAUUUGGAUCCAGCGACGAGUCGGCAUUUCAUCACGCAGCUGAAGCACGCGUACCUGAAACUUCGUUAUUUGAUCGACGCCGGAUGCAUUUUCGUUGGGCAUGGCUUGAAACAGGAUUUCAAGAUGAUUAACAUCGUCGUCCCUCCCGAGCAAGUCAUCGACACCGUAGAACUUUUCCAUUUCAAGCGCCAGCGCAAGUUAUCGCUCAAGUUUCUGGCGACGUACUUGCUCGGCGAAGACAUUCAAGGUGAAACACACGACUCCAUCGAAGACGCGCGUACUGCGGUGAAGCUUUACGAGAAGUAUCUCGAUCUGCAAGCUCGAGGCGAGUUUGAAUCAGAGCUUUUGGAAAUUUAUCGCUUCGGCAAGAAGUACGGCUUCAAGGGAGAGUCGAAGGACGACGACGUUUCCAAAGCGAACGAGGGCUUGAUGAGUGCU